UUCUAGUCAAAAUAUCAACAUAUCUAUAACUAAAUACAGACAACCAAGCAAGCGAAGUCUGUUAGCAGGGGACAAAUCUCUGUGGCGGGUACUUGUAUUGUCAUAUUUGCGACUUUGUCCUUUGUAUGACGUAAUUGAUUGUUUGGCUCUCUAACAAUGGGCGAUAGUUUUGAUAAAUGAUUACGGCUAAAACAUUCAACAAGGAUAAACAAUGGAUUUCAAGUUUAUUUGGAAGUGUAUAAUUGUCAAUAUUGUCUUCUCCUUGACAUGGUGCACACACUUUAAAGGCUUGAAGACAAACCGCGGUUGUGUACGUAUCCUGUCUUCUGGUGCUCAUGACUACGGCAUUCAAACCAAUGGAAAACAAGCGUUCAUUGGCAGAUUACCCGAGAACUUCCGGCUCAAACUCGGGGGAUUUCUGGGGAAAAAUAGAACCUUCGGCAUUGAGUCAGUCAGGCUUGGUGGAUUCUAUCUUCGACAGAGGAAUUACAAGUUCUUCCUUGAAAAACCAUCAAAAAAGACAUCAUUCGCAAAAGAUGCCACCUUUCACGUUGUAAAGCUACAAGAAAAGCCGGUCCUUUACGGACUUGAAUUAUAUCAACGACCAUCUUGGUUCAUGCAACAUAACAAAAGGCUCCAAUUAACACUAGGUCACGUUAGAAAAUCUACCAAUCACAAUAGAGACACUGCCUUUAUUAUCAAAAGGAUCGCAUGUAAACACAAAGGUCUUUCAAACGUUCAAAAAAAAACUGUUGUAAUUGAUGACGAAUCAGAUGAUGUGACUGAUGACAUGUUCGAUGAUCACUCAUCAGAUGCCUCAUCGACCAAUCACGAGGCAGAAAAGCCCGCAAAGCCCGAUGGUUUGUCUAUUGACACGCUUUCCACAAUUCAUAAAGACAGGACGGUAACGUUGCCUGCUUCACCGAAUAAUAAUUCUUCUUUAAAGGCUGAAAACAAACUGGAAAAAGUUGGUAAACCCACAAAGAACGUGGCUGAGGAGGACAAUGGUAACACUAUUAUUGAAGUAAUACAAGACCCAGAUGUAAAGACGAGUCCAACAGAAAAAGAGAAAGAUAUAAUAAAAGAGAUUAAGAACGCCUUUAAACUUCAACGAUCCAAUAAAAACCAAAGUAGCUUGCAAAUCCUGCAAAACGUUAUCGACGGUAAAGUAAGCAAGCUAGCACAGGAUCUACAAAAACAGAAAGAACAAUUGAAGAGCUCGAGUCUGAAAAAAGAUAAUGCAAAAGAACUGCAAAAUGAUGCUAACUUAAAAGAAUCAAACCAGAAAGAGAGCUUCCAUGGCCUCGUUACAAAGCUGAACCAAGACGAAGGUCACGCUGAUCCAAAACACAAUCAAACGAUGAUAGAAAAAGAUGCUAAAACAACCGAGUCAUAUCCCUCGAAAGUCAUUAUUUCUGGUAAGCCUGAGUUAUAUGACCAGCACACUAUAAGUGCACAUCAAGAUGAACAAGCAAUUUCCCGGCCGAUUAUCACUGGGAAGCCUGAGUCCUUUACUCCAGACGAAGUUAGCAAUGAUAAAGUUAGCGGGACUCCACAAACAAAUUCAGAAGAAAAAACAAAUCUUUAUCCUGCUCAUCCAAAAGAAACGAAAGAAGACAGUUCAACUUCAAACUCAAACAGUUCGCAUGUUAAGGCACAAGUGCUACCAAAUAUAGGUGCAAACGAACUGAAAACCAAUGUCAUUAAAGGAAACCUUCAGAAAGAAACCAUUAAAGUGUCUUCACAUUUUGACAAGCCUGUUGAUGGACAUAACGUCCCGUCGCAGGGAAAUAAUUCCACUGGACAAAAUACUACAAAAGAUUCCGCUACAAAAUAUCCAGAGAAAACAUCAAAUGAAAAAGCACAGGCAAAGACGAAAGACCAAGAAAAAGAAAUCGGAAAAUUAUCCGAGGAAAAGAAACAGAAACCCGAACACAACCAGGAAGAGUCAGCAAAAAAUGACACAACACAAUCUGAUAAAACAGAGAAAGAUAAUGGAGACAUUGUGAACGGCGAACCAAAACUAGUCAACGAUAAAUAUGAAGCAAUAGCUCGAGGGAUCAUAGCUCGCUUUCCAAAAAGCAUCAACGAUACUAUCGGUAAAGGUCAGAUGACUAGACUGGUAAACAUUUUGAAGAAGAAAAUAAGAGAUCGACUCAACAAUAAACGAUUAAAAUUGGCCAAUUCAAGCGAUCUUCCAAGUACGUCACAUUCUUUCAUCCCACUAAAAAGCGAUAUCCAGAAAAACUACUCGUCCUCGUCUCUAUUGGCUAGCAUCCUACAAAAUGAGAAUGGCUCGCUGUUUCAACCUACGAUAUUUUUUUCAGAACAAUGUGAUGAUGCAUUUCCAAAAGCAUGCGCAGAAUGGAACACAAAAAAAUUGUGUUUGACGUUUGGUGAGCUCAUGAAAAGAUAUUGCAAAAAGACGUGUAAUUUAUGCGAUCACGUGGCUACAACAGGCUUUACUGAAUGCGAUAAAACAUGUGGUGGUGGCGUUCGUCUGCGCAUGAUCAAAGUACAUAACAAACAAAUUUUGCAACAAAGAGCUUGCAACACGUUUAAAUGUCCAGUUGAUGGUGGUUAUACUCCAUAUUCCAAUUUCACCGCGUGCAGUGCGACAUGUGGAAAUGGGUUGCAAUACCAGCAACGGACUUGUACCUUGCCACCACCACAGUUUGGUGGGAAAGACUGCUCAAGACUGGGAAGUCCAAUCAGAACUCGGAAUUGUUUUGUAGAUUGCAAAGACAAACCAUUCGUUCAUCUUUAUGAAGAUGAAAAACACGUUAAAGGCUAUCAUCGACAUCAUAACAAUCACAGAAAACAUCACAGACUUGCUGUCAGCCAGUCUAAUUCAUCUGAAGACCAUGCUAAGGACGAAAGACUAAAACUACAAAAGCAAGGUUAUUAUGAAUAUGGUUAUGGAGAUAUCCCGAAGACCAAUGCAGAUCACGUGGACAUGAGCUAUGAAAGCCCGAUAGAUCGUCUAGCGGACAUGGCAGCUUCUUCUGUGGGAAAGGCACUUGAUGAGGAUUCUCUAGAUUUAGUCAGAAGUUCAAUUAUACAAGGAAAUGGUUCAGAGUCGCCAAAAAGGACUUUAACUGAGGAACUGAAUGCAGAAAAAGAAGAAGCCAUGAACGAACAAGAGUACGAAGAAAACAUUGCUCGUCGAUCUUCAAAAAAUGACAGACCAUGGACGACUGACUGAUUGAACUUCGUCCACAGUCUACUGGUGCACUGAGCGAGUCGGAAUGAGGACAAGUUUCUAGUUUCCUCGCCUACUAUGUUGUAUAUAAGACACAAAGACACUUCCAAAUUGUGCAAUUUUUUCUAUUAAUGUAAAAAUCCAUGAUUACUACCAAGAGAACGAUCAUUACUAUGAUGUGUUAGAUGUACAGUUCAUUCAAUACAUAGUAAUAAAUAAGCUCACUUAACAUUAUGUACAACUAACCUUCUUUUACUCUAUAUUAGAAUAGAAAAGUAUUGAUAACAAAGUAUUGGUGUCGAGACAAACUACACAGUGAGAAUACUCCAAUCUCAAGCAGCCUCAAAAACCGUGCAAUUUAUAUUCUAUUAUAAUGUUAAGAUAACAAUAUAAACUUGUGCGCAAUUCAGGCUAGGACUACGUAAAAGAGAUUUUGAUACUGGAGUAUUGAACUAUCACAAUAAUAAAAUCUAGAAGUCAUGACCAAAAACUCACUAGAGUGACGUCAUUAGUGCAUGAACCGAAUGCCAUUUACAAGCCAUAUCUUAGUAUGACCUCAGACAAUAUUUAGUGUGUGUAAAAUAAUAUCGUAAUAAUAAUCUGUGAAAAAUAAUCCGGAAAACAUAUACUGAUAACUUUAAAAUAUCGUUUUAACAGGCAACAGGAACUAAAACCUGCGUGCAGCCAAACAGUUUUGUUCGUCUGUGAAUCAGCGACGAAGAUCGUGUUCUCUGUACUUGGGUAAACGCAGGUCAGCGCAUAUGUCAACGUUUUUCUCGGCGGCACUGUCGGCUUUUCUUGGUGUGAUAGACUGUGUUUUAUGGAGCGAUACUGCAUUAACUCUGUUAAUGAUUUAUUGUCAAACAUUUCAGUCGUAGAUUUCAGUCGACGGUAAAGCGAGUUUUAAAGUAAGAGACAAGCUCAAGAGUUUCCUUUUGAACCUUUGACAGAGGCCGUUAAAGCAAGCUUGCCUACACCGCUAUUGCUGUUUUCCUUUUUUCAAGUCAGACUGGUUCGAGGUUACUGUAGCCAAUAAGCGCGCUCGUUAGAAUUCAAAAAUAAGCAGCCAAUGAGAGCAAAGUACAUAUAUCCCAGUACAAGGAACAAUAUCUUCGUGGUUGAUUCGCAGACGAACAAUACAACAGAAUAACAUAGCAUUACGUAUUGCAUUGUGGUCUAGAUUCAGUGUCAAACAUGAUCAUUUUUUGUUCAUGGUGCCAAAUAUGGUUGUAGACCACAAUGCACCAUUAUUUUAUUUUGUUGAUACAUGGUAAUAUAUCUGCAUAUUCUUAUGUUA
Exaiptasia diaphana is the source of this 4499-nucleotide messenger RNA. RefSeq lists its product as uncharacterized. The transcript has 18 exons. The coding region runs from base 212 to 3205 and encodes 997 amino acids. Lineage: Eukaryota; Metazoa; Cnidaria; Anthozoa; Actiniaria; Aiptasiidae. Gene Ontology annotation, molecular function: alpha-L-arabinofuranosidase activity. Gene Ontology annotation, biological process: L-arabinose metabolic process. The record is from RefSeq and is a predicted model, not a curated record.